This is a messenger RNA of Elephantulus edwardii (Cape elephant shrew), 519 nucleotides long. RefSeq names its product mastin-like. Bases 1 to 519 code for a protein of 172 amino acids. NCBI's taxonomy places the organism in Eukaryota, Metazoa, Chordata, Mammalia, Macroscelidea, Macroscelididae. The transcript has 4 exons. Gene Ontology annotation, biological process: proteolysis. Gene Ontology annotation, molecular function: serine-type endopeptidase activity. The record is from RefSeq and is a predicted model, not a curated record.
AUGGUCCAUGAAAACUACAAUCUUCAGGAGAACGCAAAAGGUGGAGGUGACAUCGCGCUGCUGAAACUGAUGGCCCCUGUAAAUGUCUCCAAGCUCGUCGGUCUGGUCUCCCUCCCACCAAAGGAGUUCAAGCACCUGUCAGACAUGAGAUGUGUGGUUACAGGCUGGGAGUCACUCCCCAAACCCAAGUGCCUACAGGAAAUUGAAGUGCCCCUGGUGGGUCAGCAGAAGUGCAAGAAGAUAUACAAGAAAUUACUUAGGCCCAAGAAUAUCAAGGAGGACAUGAUCUGUGCUAGGGCCUCAGGCAAGGACUCCUGCCAGGGUGACUCAGGAGGGCCCCUGGUUUGUAACUGGAAUGGCACCUGGGUCCAGGCUGGCAGCACAGGGAACGAGUUGGUCAUCAAAUUCACAGUAACUCCAACAGAGAGCCACCACAAGAGCAAAUUCACCAAAACGGAACCUUCAGUGAGACAGCAUGGAGCACUAUCCAACCGGACAGAGCAGGUUGCCACCAUCUGA